UUAGAUUGAUUUGAUCUAUCGACUAAAUCUCAAAUCGGUGUGACUAUCAUCAAUCAAUCCCAGAAAAUCAAAGUGAUCACAAUUUGAAUCAUUUGAUUGUUAUGGAUAUUUUGAUUAUAUUCAUCAACAUAUUAGCCGUUUUCGCAUCCAUUUGUAAUUGCUAUGAUAAUAAUGAUGAUCCAUCAAUCAUCAAUGAAUAUUUCAACAGUGAAUCGUUCGAUGAUGAAUCAACUAGUGAUUAUACAACGUCAUCAAUAUUCAUAUCAUCUAUAUCAACAACAAAGCCUGAACAAGAAUCGAAAUCUUUUUGGACAUCAUCAUUGAUCUCAUUAUUUGAAUCAAUAUUACAAUCUUUCGAUAAGAAAACAACCAAUCAUUUGGAUCCACUUCUACAAAAACUAGAACCUGGUAGUAAUAAUAUCAUCCAACCACAGAAGCCACAUACAGAAAUUGAUUCGGAUUCGAUUAAAUUUUCUACCAUAUCAACAACAACCGAUGUGGACAUAAUUAGUGAUUAUGAUGAAGAGGAUCGGAAAUUUUUCGAAUACAAUCUAUCCAAUAAUGAGAAUAAUUCAGAUGAACAUUCUGACAACAAAACCGAUAAUGGAAACGUGACUAAUAUGGGCGAAUGUGAAACAAUCAACGGUACAAUGGGUGAAUGUCGUGCCCCUCCUGUUUGCAUGAAACGUGAACCAAAACGAAGUGCAUUCAGCCUAUGUUCAUGGUCACAUCAUCCAUUGACUGGUGCACGAUUACCGGUUAAACUUUGUUGUGAAAAACGGCAAUCAUCCACGACUAAAGAUCUUACAAACGAAGCUGAUGUUGAAAAACAAUGGCAAAAACAACUUGAACUUGGUUUCGGCAAUAAUGAACAAUCAUCGAUGGGUCUAUUUUGGAACCUGGCUCCACAUCCAAUGACGCUCAUACAAAAUUCCCUAAUCGCUCACCAUCAUUUUCAACAACAGUUUCUUCCACAGCAACAUUCAAUGCAACGUAAAUGUGGACAAACAAUGUUUCAUCGAAAUCAUCGACGAGAGAAAUUCAUGCGUUAUAUUUAUGAAAUACCUGAUCGGCGUACGGUGGACCUAGAAUCAGAUGACCAAUUUUAUUUGUUCUUGAAUCAAACAUCAAAAAUUAGGACUCACCGAACACAUUCACCGCGAAUAGUAUCCGGUGUAUCGGUUGCAAACGGUGAGAUACCAUGGAUUGUUUCAAUUUAUCUACGUGAUACGUUCACAUGUGGUGGAUCAUUGAUUUCCGAUCGUUUCGUGUUGACCGCUGCACAUUGUUUCACCAAUGCAAAGUUAUCCGAUUGGUUCUAUAUUCGAUACGGUAGUAACGUUGUACAUGAAGGACCGGCUGUUCCGGUCAAACGUGUCAUUCUACAUCCGGGCUAUAAACCACCGAUUAUUUAUCAUGAUAUUGCUUUGCUUGAAUUGACACAUCCAAUUCAAUUUAGCCGUUAUGUUCAGCCGAUAUGUUUGGCUACGUCUCGAAUGUAUGCUCACAAUAUGGUCGGUAUGAAAGCGACCGUAUCUGGUUAUGGUGAUUCUGACUUUGAAGGAAAACAAUCCGAUUUUCUUCAGGCUGUCGAUAUCAAAGUGAUAGAGAAUCAAUUCUGUGAUAAACAUUAUCGUCGUUUGGCACAAGCGGAUAAAAAAUUCCGUUAUGGUAUUGGACGUACAUUAAUCUGUGCCGGUUAUGAACAAGGCGUAAAGGAUGCAUGUCAAGGUGAUUCAGGAGGUCCAUUAACAUUAGAAAUAGCCGGUAUUAAUUAUCAGGUUGGUAUUGUAUCAUUUGGUUAUCGGUGUGCACAGCCCGAUUUUCCCGGUAUCUAUACAGCCGUAUCACAUUAUCGACAAUGGAUAAUGAAUCAUUUACAACAACAAACAGCAUAGAUUUUAGUUGAUGAUUUUUAAUAAUAAUGUGGAAAAAAAAUUCAGAAAUUUUUAUUUACAAUGUAAUUCGUUUUUGUUUUGUUACUAAAAUUGAUUUCAAAUACAAUCCAAUAAAUGAUUAUAUAAUGUU
Dermatophagoides farinae (American house dust mite) is the source of this 2028-nucleotide messenger RNA. RefSeq lists its product as uncharacterized. Gene Ontology annotation, molecular function: serine-type endopeptidase activity. Gene Ontology annotation, biological process: proteolysis. The record is from RefSeq and is a predicted model, not a curated record. NCBI's taxonomy places the organism in Eukaryota, Metazoa, Arthropoda, Arachnida, Sarcoptiformes, Pyroglyphidae.